This is a messenger RNA of Fundulus heteroclitus (mummichog), 1097 nucleotides long. Its product is annotated as complexin-4-like. The record is from RefSeq and is a predicted model, not a curated record. The transcript is spliced from 3 exons. The coding region runs from base 186 to 659 and encodes 157 amino acids. NCBI's taxonomy places the organism in Eukaryota, Metazoa, Chordata, Actinopteri, Cyprinodontiformes, Fundulidae. Gene Ontology annotation, cellular component: SNARE complex; terminal bouton. Gene Ontology annotation, biological process: regulation of neurotransmitter secretion; synaptic vesicle exocytosis; neurotransmitter transport. Gene Ontology annotation, molecular function: syntaxin binding.
CACAAGUUAUUGAUGCACUCUAAUCAUCAUGGCACACAAUAGGCAAGGUUUCAAAUUGGGACGUUUGUACAGUGAGCAACUCUGCUAGAUGAAUUAUUAUUUCUGAAAGUAUUAAGAAACACAUUUGUCAAAAGGUUUUCUCUCCUCUCCGCCAGCCAAAUUGAGUCAGACAUUUUGAAAAAGCUAUGGCAUUUCUCAUGAAUCAAAUGUUGGGCAGUAAGUUAAAGGGUUUUUCUGAUGGAGGUGGCGAAGGUGACAGCAAAGCUGGAGCAGAUGGUAAAGAAACGGCAGAGUCCAAAGGCAUGUCUAGAGAGGAGUUUGAGGAAUACCAGAAGCAGCUGGUGGAAGAAAAGAUUCAGCGAGACAAGGACUUUGCAACGAAGAAGGCUGGGAGGGCAAACCUGAGAGUCGCACUCAGAGAUAAAUACCGUCUACCGGAUAGUGCUCAAGACAGCGCAAUGCUUCAGAUGGCUGGAGAUGACGUUGACCUGCCAGAGGAGCUUGCCAAAAUGGUGGAUGAAGAUGAGGAGGAAGAGGAGACCGACGACUCACUCCUCAACAAGCUUCAAAACAUGGACUUGGACACGCUGAAGAACAAGGCCCAGAGCACAGUGACUGAGCUGAGGCAGACUGCUGAGGAGAAAUGUAUCCUCAUGUGAACCCCGUCAUGCACAUAAAGCACAAGCUCCACACCCAGGCUGGUGUUACUAUUCAAAUUUAACACUUCUGCAAUUAUUUUAAAUUAUUGUUACGUAUUUUACAAAACAUUUGUAGCUGUGGAGCACUUCUUUAUGGCAGCGAUUCUUGUUUACAUGUUUUUUUUUUCUUUUAUGUUUGGCUCUGUUUGACUGUGUCUUCACUUUUUUCAUUGACAACCAUUCAAAUGCUUCAUAUGUGGAUGUAAAAAUACUGAGGAAAAAAGAAAACAUCAGCCUCUCUUAGGUCAUAUGAAUGUCUAUGUAAAUAAACAUACAAAAAUAUAUAUAAAAAAGUAAACUAAAAAGCUGAAAGUACUGUAAAAUGUCUGUUCUAUGCCUGCUCUUCCAGAAGGGAUUCAAAGAACAAUAAAAUAUUUCUAUCCUCUUUUUAAAAACCUA